CUUUAGUUUACGACUUGCGGUUUGUCUUAAGAGCUGACUUAUGUCGAUUUCUCGUGGAUGUCGAUACAAAAGACUUUCCUGCAUUACAGUAACGGCGAACAGAUUUCAUCUAGCCACCUUUAAAGUGCAUUUUGUCGCUAAAAAUGCCACAGUGGGUACAAUUGCCUCCGAAUUUGCUACCGGAGAAACACACGAUGGGAAAGUCAAUCUACACUACUGAUUAUUCUAGCAAGAGACCUGGCUUUCAACUUCAUCUUCAAAAGGCUCGCGGAUUUCCAAGCAACAAACAUCAUCCACCGGUACCAAAGAAACCCGACAGAAAGACGAUGCGAGCGCAUCAGACCGGCAAUUACCUCAAUUUUAAAGAAGAUUUCGAGAGAGCCUUGUCCACUGUAAGCUCACACCAAAUGCGGAAUUUUCGAUCAGAUGUUGACAUAAAAACACCCGACGACUCAAGAUCGGCAGCCACGCACUCGGAAAGGGCAUUGUUACAGAAAUUUAUUCAGCCAACACUAGAAUUAGUGGAGGAGGCAUGGCGAGGAGAAGCGACCAGCACAAAACGGAAUAGAGAUCGCCUUUAUGGUGUGGCUGGACAGAAAGUUGAGCUACACAGUAGACCUGAAAGACGCGAGGCGAAAAUGGAGCGCCCUGUUCUGCCUGGUGUUAACAAUUGGUUACGGUCUUCAACCGAAUAUGAGAAAGCAGUUGUCCACAACUUCAUAGAUACAUUAAACAAGGCGUCCUCGAGUGUUGUACAAGUGAAACAGAGUGCACCCAGAGCCGCAGAGAAAACUACGAAACCUCAAUUUUCAAAGGAAUUGUAUUUCCAACAACGGGCAAAAAGUGCUCGCUCCAAAAGAGUAUCAGAACGCCCCACACUUCCACCGCGUCCCAAAUCUGUUGGAUCAGUAAGGAAUGAAGGCAAAGUUGCUGAGAUAACCCAAAAUCAAGUCGUGGAACAUGCACACCCCCAUCACUUUAAUCACGGGGAAGGAAAGUGUGAAUUUUGUGAUUAUUUAAGAGUGAAGAGAUUAUUGGAACACCUUAACAAGUACGGAUCCUGUGGUAUAGGAGAAGCAACCCUAACACACUUACUAAGGCCACGAGUGGACCCUACAUACCACACAAGUUUUGAAGAUUACGACUACGUACACGAAAAUUCAUUUUUCACUAACACGAGCGCAAGAGAUCGAGGCUACUUCAUAAUAGCUCCUGACUGGGUUUCAGAAAGGAAGGGUGUUAUGUCUACCCAUUACCAAUGACCAGCGGUCAUUUCUACGUUCCACAUGCUCCCUACGGAUCGAGAUGAAGUUUCUCAACAGUUAAACAGAGACACAGCACUUGAUGGUGACCCAUGCAUCCUUCUUCGCUGAUGAGGGACUAUUAAAACAUUCAAAAUCGAAAAAAAUGUAAUGUGUCAAUACGCCCGAUUGGAACGUCAAAACUAUUUACAAUUAUAUUGUCCCAGUCGCGCGCCUUGAAAAGUUUCUUGCUACUAGUAAUAUUUGUUAUCGUGCAAAGAAAAAAGAGACUUUUUUAGAGUUAAUAUAUUUUCAUCUGUACGAUCUCACGACUAAGAACAUAGAUUUCACUAAACAUUUGAUUUCGUAAACUAUUUAAACGGUAGAUGUAAUUUUGUUUGAUGUAAAUAUUAAUCUAAGAAGACCCGCUCUAUGAUAUUUAAUAUAUUCUAAAAAUCCA
Pocillopora damicornis (cauliflower coral) is the source of this 1701-nucleotide messenger RNA. RefSeq lists its product as uncharacterized. The record is from RefSeq and is a predicted model, not a curated record. NCBI's taxonomy places the organism in Eukaryota, Metazoa, Cnidaria, Anthozoa, Scleractinia, Pocilloporidae.